Magnolia sinica is the source of this 405-nucleotide messenger RNA. RefSeq lists its product as uncharacterized. NCBI's taxonomy places the organism in Eukaryota, Viridiplantae, Streptophyta, Magnoliopsida, Magnoliales, Magnoliaceae. Gene Ontology annotation, molecular function: RNA binding. The transcript has a single exon. The coding region runs from base 1 to 405 and encodes 134 amino acids. The record is from RefSeq and is a predicted model, not a curated record.
AUGAGAGACCACCACCUCUGGGACAACCAGGUGAGGAGACAAGGAGGCCCCUCCACGAGCAAAUCCCGUUCCUCUUCUCGAUAUGAGGGAGGGUGGGAACUAGUUCGCCCGAGAAGACCUCUUCCUGGCGAAUCCUCUUCGCUAUUCGUCGGAAAUAUCUCUUUCGUCACGAAAUCUGACUAUCUCGCCAAAAUAUUUGGGAAAUACGGCAAAAUUACAGACAUCUAUAUACCCUGGAAUCGUUCCAUCCAGAGACCACAAGGCUACGCUUUCAUUUGUUUCUUCUACGAGGACGACGUGCAUGCGGCCAUGGGGGUGCUCAAUGGCAAGAGGGUCGAUGGUAGAAUCCUAUCCAUUUCGAGAGCUAAGCCUCACUCAAAUGCUUCGGCCCGCCCAUCAACCUAG